AAGAGAAAAGGAGCGAGAGAGAGAGAGACAGAGAGAGAGAGUGAGAGAAAACUAAAUGUGUGAGUGGAUAUUCAGCCGAGAAGAGUGAGAGAGGCGUGCGCGCACACAAGAGACAGAGAGGGCAGGAGGAGGGAGAGCUGAUCCUCAGUCGGUGUGUGAGGGAACAGACGAAGGAGAGACCUGCUCACACACACUACUAACUCGCUCGCUCUCUCACUCACCCACUCACACACACUCUCAUACACUCUCGCUCUCUUUCUCUCUCUUGCCUGCACGGAGCUCGGGGGGGAAACGGGAAGGGAAGAAUGAGGAAGAAGUCCGCCGUGCUGCGCGCCUCGUCCCAGCGAAUGCGGGUGUGCUGAUGAAGCACCGCUCCGGUCAUCUGAUCAUACAGGUCACCCGGGUCGCACUGCAUGGAAACGAGGAGUCGGCAACCGCAGAAGACAACAGCAACAGAUAAAAAAAGCUGUCAGUGCAUGGGAAUCCGGACUCCUCUCCCCUCCUUUUGUGCGUCUCGCUCGGUGGAUACGCCGUCUUGGCUGGCGUAUAAGAGCUCCCCGCGUCUCCAUUACCAUUCCCCACUACUGGCUUACCUCUACUACUACUACCACCACUCCUCCUCUCACUCCUCGCACUGCUAGUGUUUCUAGUAGAGGUUCCGUGCCGCUUUGAUAACUGACCAUCUCCUCCGGAUUGUGGUCACUCGCUUGAUUUAAAGGUUCAACAUUCUCAUUAAUCAGUGCUGACCUUGACAAAAUGGGCAUCUGGGAUCGCUCCACGUUCUUGUCGCCUGCCCUGAGGCUAGCAGUGGUUGCUGUGAUUCUCCUCCUGAAGGUCCAUCCCUCAGUGGCCGGCGCCCCCCCUGACGCGACUCUGGGUGGCUCAGUUUCGGCGGUGUCCACCAAUAAAACUGAAUGCAGCAAGCCCGAGCAGUGUGAAAAGGGGGUGAUCCUACCUGUGUGGGAGCCCCGAAAUCCAUCGUUCGGUGACAAGGUUGCCCGUGCAACGGUAUACUUUGUGGCUCUGGCCUACAUGUUCCUGGGUGUGUCAAUCAUCGCAGACCGCUUCAUGGCAUCAAUAGAGGUCAUCACAUCACAGGAGAAGGAGAUCACCAUUAAGAAACCCAACGGCGAGACCACCACCACUACUGUCCGGAUCUGGAACGAGACUGUCUCCAAUCUCACCCUCAUGGCACUGGGAUCCUCGGCUCCUGAAAUCCUCCUGUCCGUCAUAGAAGUCAUUGGUCAUGGGUUUCACGCUGGCACGCUGGGCCCCUCCACCAUUGUGGGUUCUGCCGCAUUCAACAUGUUUGUCAUCAUCGGAAUUUGCGUGUACGUCGUGCCUGACGGUGAGACGAGGAAGGUCAAGCACCUUCGUGUCUUCUUCGUCACGGCCACCUGGAGUAUCUUCGCCUACAUCUGGCUCUACCUGAUCCUGUCAGUGAUCUCCCCUGGCGUCGUGCAGGUGUGGGAGGGCCUGCUCACGUUCCUCUUUUUCCCCAUCUGUGUGGUGUUUGCCUGGAUCGCUGACCGCCGCCUGCUGUUUUACAAGUACGUGUACAAGCGCUACCGUACUGGCAAGCAACGUGGGAUGAUCAUUGAGACCGAGGGUGAUCGUCCACUUCCGUCAAAGGUGGACAUUGAGAUGGAUGGGAAGAUGCUGAACUCCCAUGGUGUUGACUUCCUGGAUGGCCCACUGGGUUUGGAUCUUGAUGAGAAGGACCUGGAUGAGGAGGAGACCCGGAGAGACAUGGCCAAGAUCCUGAAAGAGCUCAAACAGAAACACCCUGACAAAGAGGUGGAACAACUCAUCGAGCUUGCCAACUACCAAGUUCUGAGCCAACAGCAGAAGAGCCGCGCUUUCUAUCGAUGCCAAGCCACCCGGCUGAUGACAGGUGCUGGCAACAUCCUGAAAAAACAUGCCGCUGAUCAGGCACGAAAGGCUGUCAGCAUGCAUGAGGUUCGCUCUGAUGCCGGCGAUAACGACCCCAUCUCUAAGAUCUUUUUCGAGCCCGGUUCUUACCAGUGCCUGGAGAACUGCGGCACCGUGGCGGUGAAUGUGGUGCGGCGCGGCGGCGACCUGGGCAAGACGAUUUCUGUGGAGUACCGUACAGAAGACGGCACGGCCAACGCUGGCUCGGACUACGAGUUCACCGAGGGCGUGGUGGUGUUCAAGCCUGGCGAGGCAAUGAAGGAGAUCCGCGUUGGGAUCAUCGAUGAUGACAUCUUUGAGGAGGAUGAAAACUUCUUGAUUCACCUCUCCAAUGUCAAGGUGCUGACGUCAGAAGGCGAGGAGCCCGAGGAAGGAGAGUCGGCUAAUCACGUGGACUCAGUGGCCUGCCUUGGCCUGCCAUCCACAGCGACCGUCACCAUCUUUGAUGACGACCACGCCGGUAUCUUUACGUUUGAGGAGCCUGUAUGCCAUGUGAGUGAGAGCGUUGGCACCAUGGAGGUGAAGGUGCUGAGAACGUCGGGGGCUCGCGGCGUGGUCAUGCUGCCAUACAAGACGUUGGAGGGAACGGCACGAGGUGGUGGAGAGGACUUCGAAGACAUCCACGGCAUCCUGGAGUUUCAAAACGACGAGAUCUUUAAAACCAUCAAGGUGAAAGUAAUUGACGACGAGGAGUACGAGAAGAACAAAACCUUCUACAUAGAGAUUGGAGAGCCUCGCCUGGUGGAGAGCAAUGACACCAAAGGUCAGGAAGAGGAGGAGCAGCAGAAACCAGAAGAGGAGGAAGAAGAGGCGCUGACGGGAAAAGACGAAGAGGAACGCCGCAUAGCCGAGAUGGGCCGUCCCAUGCUGGGAGACCACGUCAAGCUGGAGGUCAUUAUAGAGGAAUCGUAUGAGUUCAAGAACACAGUGGACAAGCUGAUAAAGAAGACCAACCUGGCUCUGCUGGUAGGAACCAACAGCUGGAGAGACCAGUUCAUAGAAGCCAUCACUGUUAGCGCAGGUGAAGAUGACGACGAUGACGAGUGCGGGGAGGAGAAGCUGCCGUCGUGUUUCGACUACGUCAUGCACUUCCUCACCGUGUUCUGGAAGGUUCUGUUCGCCUUCGUCCCGCCCACAGACUACUGGAGCGGCUGGGCCUGCUUCGUCGUCUCUAUCUGCAUGAUCGGACUGCUCACCGCCGUCAUUGGGGACCUGGCUUCUCAUUUUGGCUGCACAGUGGGCCUGAAAGACUCCGUCACAGCUGUAGUAUUUGUUGCAUUGGGGACCUCUGUACCAGAUACAUUUGCCAGUAAGGUAGCUGCCAUCCAGGAUCAGUAUGCAGAUGCAUCCAUUGGUAAUGUGACAGGUUCCAAUGCUGUCAAUGUUUUCCUGGGCAUUGGGGUGGCGUGGUCCAUCGCCGCCAUCUACCACCACAGCAAGGGGGAGGAGUUCAGGGUGGAUCCCGGCACGCUGGCGUUCUCCGUCACACUCUUCACCAUCUUUGCCUUUAUCUGCGUGGCCACGCUGAUGUAUCGACGGCGGCCGGAGAUCGGUGGAGAGCUGGGCGGGCCCCGGACUGCCAAGGUCCUGACCACCAUGCUGUUCGUCAGCCUGUGGCUCCUCUACAUCCUUUUCUCCUCACUGGAAGCCUACUGCCACAUCCAGGGCUUCUAAGAUGUUUAGAGGUGACCAAGGGGAGGGUGGGACGGAAGAAGAACACGGAGGAAGAAACCUGGGGGGAAGUGAAGAACGGAUUGGUUUGAAAAUUGAGGAGGUCACGUGGAUCUAUUGCUCCCUCCCUUUUGCGCAAUAGAUUGAAUGAAUGGAUGGAUGUACAGAUGAAGGACUGGAGGAUGCAUUAAAGCACCUAAAAACAGAAUGGAAGGGGGCACGGAUGCAUGGAGGGACAACAAUAAAAAUGAGAAUCGCAAGAGCUAAAGACGUCGCUCAGAAGAUCGAAACAUGAUGUGAAAGGGAUUUAUAAAGGGAUUCAUUUUUUUUGUCUCGCUUUACAAAUUCAAACCAAUCAAGUUGUCUUAAACUCACUCUCAUAAUAAAUAAUCCGUAAAAGUUUCAAACACGCGUACACAGAAAGAAACACACUGUGGUUCAACCAUACAGAUAUCUAAGGGUGUAAGGGAGUGAGCGCGUGCCAUCACAGCUCCAAGCCACUAUCAUCUUCCGGUUGGAGAGCAAAGCACCUCUUGCGUCCAGCUAUAUCAACAGGCACGAGGGAGACAUAAAAAAGACAGAAUAACUGCAUCAGUAUGUACAUGCAUGACCAGACAAAACUGAAAAUCCAACAGAAACCGGAUCCAUUGCCACAACUGUUCAAUGACGACAAACUGUGUGCGUGCUGGUGUGUGACAGUGUGUUUCUGUGCUUGUGUGUUGUAAGAAGAAGGUCAAGUACUGUGAAAAAUACGCCUCUCGUUUUGCUGUCGCUGCGUGAGACGGAAUAUGCUUUCGUGCCCGACGUCCUUUUGACUCUCGCUCUCCCAGCCUGUAGAAAUGCUGAGUAAGACUCUGUUAUGGGAGGGCACAUUCAGUGAGGCGACACGCCAAUGAGUUUAGACAUGUAAAUACAAAGAGCUGAACGUACAUUACAGCUCUACUAUUUUCCUUCUGAAUGUCUUGGUUCCGCCAUACGCUCCUGAACGGGCCCUCUUUCUGUCGCUUUAUACUGUAGAUGUAAAUGAUUUAGGUCUAAUUUGAAUCCAGAAGGGGUUAGUGUGCUUUUACCUUUAAUAAGGCCGCGUCUGAAAAGACAAAAUGGCCGACUCUACCGUUAAAAACUGUUAGAGAAACUAUUAACAUUGCAUAAAUAUCUAGGUUUAUCUUAUGUGUUUGUUUCUGUUUUGCUUUUGUUUUAAACUGUGGAGUUCUAUAACCUGGUUUACCACCAAUGGGAUUGCCACCAUUAUUUGUCAGUCAUUGCAAUAGACUUUGAAAAACGUAGGUACCGCCCUCAGUGAAGCCUCAUAGGCCUUCUGCUUCAUAUUCGUCUAUGCCGCCAUCUAUCUCACUUUGAUGCCGCUUGGUUCACGCAACAGCUUUCGCCAAUAUCCCUGUGUGUCUUAAGCACCUCCCCCUGGCUGGUCAGUGGACCAAUCAAAAUCCUCAAGGGCUGUGUAACAAACAACCACUACUCCCUAACCCAACCCUUGAUUUAUAAUUCUUUACAUAGAUUGGUCAUUUUGGGGGCUUAUGUUGCUAAACCUUUUACAUUAACUCCUCAGUUAGUAGGGCUUCACCGCGACAUCAAAAAGAUAAAAAGAUAUGAAAUAAUACUUACAUGGCUUCAUUAUCUCACGAGUAUCCAGACUUAUCUACAUAUUGAAAGAAACAGCCUGCUGGUCCAAAAUACUCAGUCAGACGAGACUUCAACCUUUCUUGUUGGGAGUCUUUGCCGGUAAAAAUGCGAAGACUUCCAACGACUUGCAGUCAGCUUUAUGUGCAAGAAAAACAUUCAUGCUAGGUUCUCUCCCACAUCACCUCUUCUCAUCAUUAUGCCUAAACACUCUAGCUUUCUAGCUGCAUAGUGAAGGCCUUAACCCAAAGGAAGCAAUUAACAUCUCACCUUAUAUUAUUUCUUUAUUCAAGGGUAUGUGUUUGCUCUUAAAUAAGGAACCAUAAUGUAAUAUGCAUGAUUCACGUUUUGAAGUUGAAUGAAAACAACCUUUAACACGUUCUUUCAGCAGACAGUUUUCAGUCUUAACAUGAAAGCCAUCAGAGGAAGGAAUAGUUGGACAUGUGUUUGGACAUUGGACAUAAUGUACUUCUGUUCUGAGAUCCUAUUACAACCUAUAUGAUGUCCUGUAUGCUGGAAAAUUCCCUGGGCCCCGUAUCAAAAAGUGAGUUCAGUUUAAUAGUCAGGCUCUUAAUCUUGGAUAAACAAGGGGCUCUGUUGAGGUGAAACUGUCAAAUGUUGAAACAUCAACUCUCACAAACAAGGUCCACAAUGAAGUCAAAUCUACCGGUUUGAUGGAAAACGACACCAACUGUAUCUCAGCUCUAUUCAGACUGAAUUUCGAGCUUCAGUUUGAUCGCUGGUCUGUGUGCAUGAUGGGAGAUGGGUGCAUUUUUCUCCAUCUACAAAAAUGUUGUAACAGUUGAAAAGGUAACUGGAGGUUGUGUAAACACUACGUGGGCUGUCUGGGGACACUAGCUGCCAAAAAUGACCUCAAGCAAGUGCACAAACUAGACACUAGAAAACUAAGCAGUAAAACAACCCACAUUUAACAGUAGUAAAUGCCAAGGCAUGACAAGGAGACAUUAUUGAACACUAACAGAAUCUGAAUCCUCUUUAAUGAUUCAGUAUUAGAAACAUGAGAAAUAAAUCCCAAAACAGAACAAGUUAAAGAGGCACAAUAUAAAUCUUCAAGCAUACCUUGACUGUCAGAGAGGUUUAGACUUCAGACUGUUAAUUGCUUUACUCGUGCAGCCAAAAUCAAUGAUCUCAGCGUCCACAAAACUAAUCUGUAUGUUGCCAUUGUAAAAGUCAGUAGUUUGUUGGACGGCACUGCUGUAUGCGUUUGAAUUGGCCAGAAUUUCCCUGCUGACGUUGUGUUUUUUACUCAGUGUAUAAUAUAAUAAAUAGAAUUCUUAAUGUCAUCUGUAGAGUAAGUAGUCGGGGCUAGAUGUAAUCCAUUUUGAACUUUGCAACAAUCUUGUCACAAACAGCUUUCAAGCCCUGUGAGAGAGUAGAGCUGAGCAGGGCCCUGGACUGGAUGAGUUUGGCAAAUCCAGAGUAGCUUGAGGAUAGAUACAGAUUGAAUGUCCGAUUCUCCAAAUGAUGGAUGAUGCUCCAAAGAGGUCCGACACGGCACAAAAAUCAGUUUAACACUCCUGUGUUGCUGCAGACUUUUGUUGUUGCAGCAUAACACCAGAGGAGCUUUUUUGUAGUUCUAGUAACUGCUUGAAGAAGACCUCCCCUUUAUUUGUGCCUGUAUUCCAGGAACUGAGAACUUCAGAGUUUAUUUUAAGGUCAUUUUGAGCUUUUAUUUCAGUACACGAGGAACCUUGAGUGAUGUAACUGUUCAGUGACUAGCCUAGUUGGAAGUGUGUGCUGAUUGGGUGAACACAUGAAUGCUGAAAUGGCAAUUAUCAUUUUAACGAACCUAAACAUUGGUAAAACAUUCAUUAAGAAAUGAACCAGUAAUGAAGUUCAUGCUCUUUGUUGUGCAGAUAUUAUGUUGUUAGACCAGCCACUGAACAGCUAUCACAUCACUUCAGAGUCCCUAUAGGCAGUGAAAUUACAGACAGACAAAAUGCCCCUGAAGAGAUGUGGUUCUUAAGAGUUUCUCAGAACUGUUUUGGAGCAGACAUUUAUAUCAUCUCUUAACGAUGAAAUAAUCUUUUGACGGCCAAACAAAUACAUAAAUGAGAUUACUCGCAUUUGCCAAACUCUGCACAAUGUCCGGCUCUCCGUUAGAGUAGCUGUUCUCAUGCGAAGGCCUUGGAGUGGCAGUUUACCCCUGUUUUGCCAAAGGGAAAUCUUUCUAUCAGAAACUUAAUGUUUGCAGUCCAAACUGUAAAUUCUUUUCUAACCAAUGGAUAUUUCUUAAAAUGCCAAAUAUUAUUCAUAUUUCAUUAACAAUCUGAGACGUGACAAGAAAGCAUUGUUGUUUUAACCUAACCCAAAUCUUUCUAUUUAAAUUUGUAUGUAUUUGUCUCUUCACUGGCAUGGAGUUGAAGGUUUAGACACUGUAAAAAAACAAACAAACAAAAAAGAUAGUUUACGCAAAAAAACAAAACAAAAAAAAACACAAACAUUGAAGCUGUUGCAUCCAUUUUUGAGUAACUUCAACAGGGUAUAAAUCAUGUUGGAUUUACUUAAAAUGCGCCUGCUACCUAAUUUGUUAGAUUCUAGAGCAAGAAUUUAAGGCUUGCAGUAAUGUAGUUGUUUGCAUCAAUUCAUUUGUUGCACAAUAUUCCAGAAGCUAACGUUUCUUAUUUGUGUGAGGUUAGCUCUGUUGCUACACCGGCUUUGUUUUACCGCCGCUCUCGAUGUACCUACCUUGGCUUAAAAGCUGGUCUGAUGUGAAGCUAAAUGCUAAUUGACGACAGCUGUCCACAGGGUUUUAAGGAGGAGGGAAGCUGAACCUGGCUAACAAACAUUUGUCUGCUUUGCCUGCUGCGAUCGUAAUGCUGCCUUCAAAUGGAACUUGUGAGCUUGUGACAUGAGAAGACGUGCACUCAAAAACAUCGUCGUGAGAACAUGGUUUUUAGCCACACUUGAGCAAGCCAAUGAAGAUAACAUGAUGUUGGAAAUGUUACGGCGAACUGAGAAAAUUAGGCUGUCGGGAAUCUAAUCAUAGUCCUCAAAAAAACAUUAGCUAUGGUUAAAAUACAAUGUCUUAACUCACCAGCCACCAAAAAUUGACUCCUGUUGAUUUGAAUCAGAUCUACAAGGGUCCAGUUCUGUUCAAUGUCAAUUAAUUUAGCGGUAAUUCAGUUUAGCAACAAAUUUUGCAUAAAACUAAAUCGAAUGCUGUCAUUGGUUCCACAAGUUUGUGGUAUUUCCAGAAUAUUUUUCCUCUACCUGGUACAUCUUGCAUAUGGCCUAGCCUAGUCAUACUGCCUACUGCCGUUGGUUAGGCUAAGUAUCUGGUGUCUUCUGGUUGGUUGCUAGCUGGUAGCCGACUGCUAGCCUGCUUCAGUUGGAUUGGCUUCUAACUUGGCAUAAGGGACCCAAUCAAAAUGGGUUUGAAUCUGCAAAUUGAAUUUUUUAAACUUAGCCUUAUUCCGCUAUGUCCUCCACCCUUUCUGAAAAAAAAGGAACAUUACAAGAAAAAAUUGUAAACACCACAAGAGGGGACUGUGCAUAUCUACCCUUCUCAUCAACACAGUAAACACAAACCCAAUUGAAGGCAUCGUAAGUAUCCAGCUAAGUUACUUCUCAUCUGAAGCAACGUGUUCAGGCGAAGAGUUGCAAUAGUACUUGAAUUUAGCUUCCUACCUUGGUUUGGACCUCUGGGGUUUGAAGGGUCUAACGUUAGCCAGGCCACCACUGUACAUAUAACACUAAGAGCAAGCAAUGGUGGAAAAUUAGCUGUGGAUUACAAUCAUUUUGCUUUAUUACUAAACUCUUCUAUGGUGGAGUUUGAAGAAGAAUUGGGCAGGGUUUGAAAUGAAGGAAAAUCAUUGCACUGGUUCUCAUCACUCAUGUGAAAUGGUUACUAUGUUGUUUGGUUAACCAAGUUGCUUCUGGUGUAUACAACAACAGAGAUUUUGUUUUAUGACUGAUUUACACUAUACACAAUAAUGAUGAUGUAAAAAAACAAAAAAAAAAACAACAAAAAAAAAAUGAGUGGUGGUUGUGAACCAUUAACGAUGUUGCUUCUAAUGUAAAGGUUCAUGAUACGUUUUUGUCGCCUCCUUCACUUCUUAACUGACUGUCUCUUUGACAGACUGAGGAAUAGAUAAAUGCAACACCAGGCAGACAAACAAACGAGUGAAAGGAAGGACAGACACCCCUGCUUGUGGUACGAGCCGUGCAUCGUCACCGGAGACUGACGAGAUUAACGUACGGUUGGAUUUAAAAAAAAAAAAAAAACGUUAUGGAGCUAUUCUCUACUGUUAAAUUUAACAAGUACAAUGUAAAUGGAUGUUGAGAAUGAAGAUGAAGAGGAUGAAGAUGAAAAUAAAAUAUAUAAAUAUAAAAACAUGAAGUUACAGCCAUAAAUUGAUUUCUGGGUCAGUGAGACUGAAAUGGACUUCUCCUGCCCAGCAUGUGUAUUGUUAUGGUGUCUUAUCUGUCCCUCUGUGUCUCUUCACCCUCUCUUUGUCUUUCUUUCUCGAGCUCUCUGCCGCUAAAGUAACCAAAACAGGCAGCGAUCCUUUCGUUCUGUACUCCCUUCCCUCCUUCUUUCCCGAAGACCCCUUUUUACCCUCCGUCUCCCUUCGCCAAGUUUUCCAUAUUUCGGAAUGUCAAUGUGCUACUUGUUGACACUGUGCAUGAAUGAUAACAUGUCUGUAUAUAGUUAUAGAGAAUCGUAUCCCAUUCCCCUGGUGUUGACAAAAAAAAAGUGGUCUGAAUGUUGUACAGAUUCAGGUUUUCUGUUCAUCUUUGAUCCUGUUCAGUUACAUUUUUGUAACGUACGUAGAGCUUAAUGACAUUUUGUUUUUAAUUUAAACGGACGUCUUUUGUUUGGGAGUAACUUGCACAUGACUGAUUAACUAAUUAAGGUUAUAUUUUUGUUGAAAAAGGCAAUAUCUGCUGUUAUUGAAUGAGAGAUGAGAUCUUAAAGGAGUUAUGUAUCUUAAAUAAAUAAUCUAUACAGGAGCUGCAUGGGUUAUUUGUACAAAAAAAAGAAAAAAAAGACACUGCUUGCUACUUCUUCUAAUACCGUGGCUGUAUUCUCUGACAGAGGACGAGGAAUACUGUAUGUUAAAGGUUAUUUUGUCAUUAAAGAAAUAAUAAUAAUAUUGUGUAUAUACUGUACAGUGUUAUAAGUGAGGUGGACCGUGUGGCCAUCACGCUAACCAUAGAGAAUUAAUUCUUCAUAUUUAUUUAAAGGAAACAAAAAUGCUCACUACACUCAAGAAUGACAUAUAUUGCCUUUUAUGGAGAAGUCGUAGUUUGCUUAAGGGUUGUCUCUCUAUCUCUGCCUCGCUCUUUCUUUUUGUUCAUCUGCUGUCUUCUCCACUCUCCCCAUGUGCUUUUAUUUUUUGGUUUCAGGAGUGUUUCAGAUGGGCUUUUGUCAGUGUUUGAGUCUGUCUGUCUGUCUGAUCUGGUAUACUGUACAUCUGACCCAACAGUAUCUGCUCGUGACCACCCGUUUUCUGUCUUCUUACAUGUACGUCUAUUGUCACAUAGAAUAAUGUAUCCGCCCGUCUGACCCUCUCACAGGAUUACUUAUCUGUGUUUAAGUCGCCAUCUGUCUGAUUCGGAACCAUCUGGUAUUGUUAUUUUUUUUUUCUUGGUUGCUUAAAACCCUCCUCAGUUCAUUUUCUCUUUUCCAACUAACAUACUUUCCCUCCAUCCGUCCAUCCUUUCUUUCUUUCUUUCUUUCUUUCUUUCUGUCUUUCUUUCUUUCCUUCUUUCUUUCUUUCUUUCUCUGUCCUUCUCUUCGCUGUCCAAGGUUGUAGUCGAGGCUUUCAUGUUCGUUCAUUUGCUUUGGUGUUUUUUUUUUUGUUUAAAUGGAACAAUAACCACAACAGUUUGAUAACGAUAAUGAAGAUAUUCUUUUUAUUUCUGUGUAUUUUUUUGCAGCUGUUCCUCUGUGUGUGUGCAUUUAUUAAUUUUCUUUAGUUUUUUUUUUUUUUUUUUUUUUUUUAAUAUUAUGUUGUUAUGUUAGUUUUGUUGAACACCAACUGAUAGGAGGAAAGUUGUUGUAUGUGUGUCGCCACUAACUGUGACUGCUCUCCAUGGUACCUGGUACUUCUGAUAAAACCAGUAAAAUAAAGUUUGGGAUACCCUGUUUCAGAGA
Mugil cephalus (flathead mullet) is the source of this 11365-nucleotide messenger RNA. RefSeq names its product solute carrier family 8 member 1b (gene slc8a1b). Gene Ontology annotation, molecular function: calcium:sodium antiporter activity. The transcript has 11 exons. NCBI's taxonomy places the organism in Eukaryota, Metazoa, Chordata, Actinopteri, Mugiliformes, Mugilidae. Gene Ontology annotation, cellular component: sarcolemma; postsynapse; axon. Gene Ontology annotation, biological process: sodium ion transmembrane transport; cell communication; calcium ion import across plasma membrane. The record is from RefSeq and is a predicted model, not a curated record. Bases 757 to 3606 code for a protein of 949 amino acids.